Syngnathoides biaculeatus (alligator pipefish) is the source of this 3279-nucleotide messenger RNA. RefSeq names its product serine/threonine-protein kinase pim-3-like. Bases 707 to 1252 code for a protein of 181 amino acids. Gene Ontology annotation, cellular component: cytoplasm. Gene Ontology annotation, biological process: negative regulation of apoptotic process; regulation of mitotic cell cycle; protein autophosphorylation. The record is from RefSeq and is a predicted model, not a curated record. NCBI's taxonomy places the organism in Eukaryota, Metazoa, Chordata, Actinopteri, Syngnathiformes, Syngnathidae. Gene Ontology annotation, molecular function: ATP binding; protein serine/threonine kinase activity. The transcript is spliced from 5 exons.
ACCAAAAAAGCGCCUUCUUUUGUAAGCAUAUGUAAAUUGCUGAUAGGACGUCGCCAUAUAAAAUUGAGUCGGGCCGGCCCUGCUCUCAUUGACAAACACACACGUGCAGUAAUAUACAGAUCUUUUAUAAAAGCAUUCCUUUCUCUCCUGCUGCUGCCGAUAAGAGAGCUAAGUCAGGGAUUUAGAGCGUUAGCUUAUCGUCAUCUUUAUGAGGCUUUCGGUGCAAAAAGCAUUAAGCGACGCCCAGCAAUCUGCACAGGGAGUGAGACCACUGGAAAGAAAGAGGAGGCGGAGGGAGAGCCGGAGCAGUAAAUACUCGUGUCUGGAAACACAUCGGCUCCAAAGCAGGUGGAUUUACAUUCCUAGGAAUUCAAAGCCGGCUUGACGGCUAAAAUCUCCACCAUCGCUGGGGUUUUUGCGGAGCAGACUGCACAUUUUUGUGUGGGUUAGUGCGACAUAUGGAGACACAAUUCACACAAUCAAAUUGCAGACAAUGUACAGUUAAUUACUCAACGCACUCAAAGAGAGCUCGCCUCUGAAAGGGACGACUUUUCAUUUAUUCAGAAAAGAUCCAGCAAAAGUACAAGACGUUGUCACUGAUCCAGAAAGGAGGCAAUGGAGAAGUCUAUGGGGGGAUCAGAAAAAUGGAUGGCUUGAUGACACGCGCGGAAGUGUAAUUUUAUAAACGGCAACGAUCGUGAGAUCAAUGAGACGAAGAAAAGGCAUUAUUUCUCUUUACGGCUGGUACAGUCUGGACCAAGAGAUUGUCCUGGUGCUGGAGAGUCCAGCACCGUGCAUGGAGCUCUUUGACUUCAUCCAUGGAAAUGGCCAAAUGGAUGAAGCACAAGCUAAGAACAUCUUUAAGCAGCUUGAGGAUGCAGAAGACACGAUGGACGCCUCAGAUGUCUUCCAUCGUGACAUCAAGCUGGAAAACGUCCUCAUUGAAACCAGCUCCGUGGUCCCUCAAGUCUGGAUCAUCGAUCUCAGAAGCGGCUGCUUUGCGACCUCCUUGGUGCACAAGAGCGUCUUUGGAACCACUGAACUUGCUCUUCCAGAAGUUGCUGCAUGUGGGGAGUACAAGGCCAACCCCACCACAGUUUGGCAGCUCGGGAAUCUCCUCUACGAAAUCCUCCAUGGUGCUUAUUUUGAACCGGAGGAAUACUUCUUGCGGAGACAAAUUGAUACAAGGAUCUCUCAUAGUAAGUUGAAAUAUCCAGUCAGUACUGGCCGUGAUACUGUCAGCAGCAUUUAACUCCUUGUCGUAGUUCGUAGAAAUGUGAAGGUGACAUCUAUAAGUUUUCCUUCCAUCUGGCAUCGGAGCCUGUCAAGAUCUCCUGAGCGAAUGCCUGACAAGAGACACCCAAUGUGUGAUUGUGAGUGCACUGUUAGUCUCUAUAUGCCCUGCAAUUGGCUAGCAACCAGUUCAGGGUGUACCCGGCCUCAUGCCUGUUGACAGCUGGGAUAGACUCCAGCACUCCUGUGACCCUCGUGAGGAUAAGCAACUAAGAAAAUGGAUGGAUGUUAUUGUUUAACUGGACACCACUUUUGUCUUAAAUGUCCAAAGUAAAAUACUUUUUGCAUAUUUUAAACGUUCUGGUACCCACAUAAACAUACAUCGUCCAAUAUUUCGCAGUUUUUCACUUUUCACGAGUGGUUCUGGUCUCAAUUACUGUAUGUACUUUCUCAGCUGUGUACAUAUCCAUGUAUAAAGGUUCCUGGGAGGCUAAUUCGGGUUUGGGGGCGUGUGGGUGUCGGACCCAGUUCCAACGCGUCAGGUCCUGUUUUUUCUUGGUCCUGCCCUGCCUCUCCACUCUGCUUGUCCUCCUGAAUUUUAAAUCCACUGCAUACACUCGUCUCCCUUCAUUUUUUAAUACACCGCAUAACCUAUCUCUGGAAGAAGGUGGGUCACAGGUGGGCUGGUAUGCGUGUUAGGCUGUCGUGCCUGAAUGCCCCCCCCCCCAACCCCUGGCUCACUGGCCAUCCAGAUGUUAAAUGCACCACCCCAGUUAGGGGGUCACUGAUUCACGGGGUCGGGCCAAUGACUGCCUGCAAUCAUAGUAACAGGCGGCACGUGGGUUUUACACUUAGUUACAUAGCAGUAAUCAGCUUAUUAAUAUUUGGGUUCAUUGGUUUGUAUUUUCAAUGUAUGUAUAUUUAUGCGCAUUGUUGUUGUUUCCCGCACACUGUGUGCUUCCCACUUAUCUGAACACGUUCACUGAGGUAAUUAUCCUAUUAAGCUAACGAUAUUGUACUGAGACAGCGUCAUUAUGUAGUAUACAUGACAUCUUUCAAAUAUGAUAAGAGGUUCUGCCUGAGUAUUAAUAGUCUUUAGACUCAUAUCAAAACCUGAACAUCAUAAUUGUCUAGAUAAAAUGUUUUUUUUCUCAACUUUCCUUGUUUAAGUGUUCGCACAAGGUGUUGAAACAUUGACCAUUUACAGCAUUAUUAUCAUAAGUCAUUUUUGUAAAAUCUAUGUAUUUCCAGAGCAUGUUGGAACAAUGACCUCAUGUUUAUGAGGAAGGCACAGAUAAAAGAAACGCAUGCAAGUUGUGAUGUUGAUAUUAUGAUGUUAUGUUAUUCUAUGGACUUGAUCUAAUGACACAAGAGAGACAGAAAUAAACAGAAGUAAAACUACACAAGUUUACCAAACAAGAGACAAGGAAACAGAAGGCUACUGACAGAUGAGGAAAAAAAGCAAAAGGAAAAGGGAGAAUCACAAUCCCAACAAUAAAACACAAGAAGACGCAAGCACAAAGCAUCUAACUGGGGAUGAGUAGGACCUGCAGUCGUCCACAUCUGGCCUCUGUUUCUCCUGCACUUAAAAGCCAUGCUGAUUGCAAUUUGGAAGCAGCGCACGCAGGAAGCACCGCCCACCCACGAACUCGCAACAGGGAGAAAAGUCAAGCAUAACAACCUGGAUCAUGAUAUCGAGACUGCGGCCAAAUUGGUUUAUGUGAGAGCUUUUUUUCAACAUAUGUGAGUAAGAUUUCGUGCAAAGUGCAUAUGUUAAAAUGCUCCCUCAAACUCAUCCACUGUAAUUAGACAUCGUGCUUGAAAGUAGGCCUGGAUUGCACCAUAAAUAAAAAUGAAUUUGAUCAUUUUAGUAGUCUCGAUACAUGGGUCUCAGAACCUGGGUGCAGUUUUUCCAUUGCUGAAUGAACGGAGUGAAGCUUCUUGUCAGUUAUUUAGUUGCUUUGUAUCUGCUAGGAUGCACGCACAUAUGAGCCAAAGGCCGAGGAUGAAUUGCUUUUACCGUAACAUUGGUUCGCCGGUCUGGCU